AUGAGAGGAUACUCAACGAAGAAGAUGAUGUUUCUGCAGCUUCUCACGCCAAUCAUGUUGCUUCAUCUCUUCAUCUCGUCUUCCUCUGGUGAAGAAUCAGUUAACUCAAGUGAGAACAGAGUAUGUGUUUCUAAAGGAGGACGAUACGAGUUAGAAGGAAAGCUUCCCAAGUUUGCUGAUCUUGAGUUUAAGGAUCUAAACAUGUGUAACGUGUUCCAUGGCAAGACUUGUUGCUCUGCUUCACAAAUGCUCUCUGUUUCAUUAGCUCUCCAAAACCUAGCCGUUCAUGGAGAAGCUUCUAAGGAAUGCUUGUUCUGGUUUGAGCUUUUGGAAUGUUCAAUCUGUCAUCCAGACGUUGGAACUCAGUUAGAUUCUAUACGCAUCUGUGCCUCCUUCUGUGACAGUGUCUUUGAGGCUUGCUCUGAUGCUUACUUCACUAGUGAUGACACUAAUCAGGUUAUAGUACCGUGUGGAGCAAGCAAUGGUAUCAUCUGCGUGAAAGUGUCCAAGUGGGGGACUAAUGGCACAGCGUUCUGUGAUGCAUUGGGUUUCACUGUUCAAACAGCUGAUGAUUCACCUUGUUACGGAAGCAAAACUAGUUUAGAGUCAAUGGUGAAGUUACUCACAAAGACUGAGAAUGGUGCUUGGUUUCAAGAUCUGAAGAAGCUAGUUAGUGAGAUGACACUGUCUCAACAGUUCUCUUGGGUUGCCACAUUUACUGUACUUGGAACAAUGCUCUUCAACAGGUGGCGUUACCAGCAGCAGAUGCAAGCUAUGAUCCAGAGAGAUGCAAGAAGAUUGAUAAGGAACAACAUGAAUGGGAGGAUUUAA
Eruca vesicaria subsp. sativa (arugula) is the source of this 831-nucleotide messenger RNA. The record is from the annotation of a GenBank genome assembly. NCBI's taxonomy places the organism in Eukaryota, Viridiplantae, Streptophyta, Magnoliopsida, Brassicales, Brassicaceae.